AUGGAAGGAAAAGGGGAUACCCUGGAUACUAAAAGUGGAAAAUUAAUCGAAGAAAAAAAUAUUAAUGAAAUAAUUAAUUUAAAAGAAGAUAGUGAUGCAAGUUCUAAUAAUUCAGAUAGUAAAGUAGUUUCUAUUGAUGCAGAUAAAAAAAAUGAAAGUAAAAAUAUUGAAUCAGGUUUUCCCACUGGUUUCGAUCAAAAAGAAUUGGAAGAAGAAACACCUCUUAAAAUUAUUUACAAUAAAAAUAGAUAUGAUAUUAACUUUCCUUUAAAUCAAACUGUGAUGCAGCUUAAACAUCAUCUUCAAAACAUUAUUGGUGUUCCUCGUGCUAUGCAAAAAGUUAUGAUUAAGGGUUUAGCCAAAGAUGAUAGAACUUUAAAAGAACUAGGUGUUACAAAAGGUGCUAAAAUAAUGGUGGUCGGUUCAAAAUUAGAUGAUGUCCUCGCUGUGUCUACUCCUAGUCAGUUAGAUUUUUCAGAUGAAAAAACUUCUACAACAACAAAAGAACCAUUUUGCAAACAAAAAAUUCAUAGAAAAGUUCUCGAUACUGGAGUUCCAGAUGAUGCUAUGCCCGGAAUAAAAAAUAUCAAAGAGGGAUUACCACAAUUUCCCAUAUCGGGAAUGUUGAAUAAACAUGGCGGUAAAGUUCGUUUCACAUUUAAAUUAGAAUUGGAUCAAUUAUGGAUCGGUACUAAAGAAAGAACUGAUAAAAUACCAAUGCAUUCAAUAAAAAAUGUCGUUAGCGAAGCAAUCGAAGAACAUGAGGAAUAUCACAUAAUGGCUUUACAAUUAGGUCCUACCGAAGCAUCUAGGUAUUGGGUAUAUUGGGUACCAGCUCAAUAUGUAGAUGCAAUUAAAGAUGCUAUUUUGGGAACUUGGCCGUUAUAA
Molecule: messenger RNA, 888 nt
Organism: Pediculus humanus corporis (human body louse)
Lineage: Eukaryota; Metazoa; Arthropoda; Insecta; Psocodea; Pediculidae
Exons: 5
Coding region: 1-888 (295 amino acids)
Molecular function (GO): RNA binding; cadherin binding
Source: RefSeq, a predicted model, not a curated record